AUGUUUCUGGCCGGCCGCUUCUUCUCUGGCAUGUCCGCGUGGGGGUUCUUAAUUGCGACGCCCGUGUUUCUUGCCGAACUCGCACCUCCUGAUCUUCGAGGCUUCUACACCGGCCUCGUCGGCGUUCAUAUUGGCCUUGGGUAUCUCCUCGCUGCUUGCACUGGCCGCGGGUUUGCAACGACUGCGGGCAACUUGAACUGGCGAGGCCCUCUUGGAGUGUACCUGGUGUUCCCAGGCAUCAUGAUUCUGAUCACUCUCUUGUCGCCGGAAAGUCCAAGAUGGUUGUUGAUCAACGGCAAGGCCGAAAAAGCUCGGAAUAUCGUCUUCAAGAUGCACACUGUGAAAGGGAAUGAUGAGUUUGCUCAAGCGGAGUUUAUCGAAAUGGAAAAGCAGAUUGCCAUCGAUCGCACGCUGGAGACCUCUUGGCUCUCCAUGUUUACAAAGCCUUCGUAUCGUAAACGCACCUUGAUCUGCGGCUUCUACUGUUUCUGUGGACAGUCCACUGCGGUUCUGGUGAUCAACAAUUAUGGCCCUACCUUCUAUUCGUCUUUGGGUUACGGCACGCUCGAGACCAUCGACUUCCAAGUCGGGUGGGUGUCUCUCGCUGCACCCUUCUGCCUCCUAGGGGCCAUACUUCUUGACCGCGUCGGACGACGCAUCUUACUCCUCAUCGGUAUCGGCGGUUGCUGCAUCUGCCUCUCCUUGGAAGCAGCCGCUUCUGCGAGUUUCACGGCACACCCGCACAACCUUGGCUUUAGCAAGUUCGGCGUGGCUGCACUGUACAUGUUCAAUGUGUGCUACAACCUAGGCGUUGACGUCGGCGGAAACGUCUUCUACGCCGAGGUCUUCCCCAACCACAUCCGGGACAAGGGCGUGGCCAUCACGAAUGCAGUGCUUGCCCUGUCAGACCUGGUCUACCUCGAAGUGACCCCGACAGCCUUUGCCAACAUCGGCUGGAGAUUCUUCCUCGUCUUCAUCUGCAUCUCCGCAGUCGGAUUCGUGAUCCUCUUCUUCAUUCUCCCCGAGACGAAGGGCAUUCCUUUGGAGGAAAUGGGCAAGCUCUUCGGUGACGAGCACGAGACCAACAUCUACUAUCUCGAUAAUCCUCUUCAGAUUACUGCGAGUGGGCAUGAGGGGAAAGGCAUCGAUGAGGGCGCAGAGGAGAAGCACAGCGGCGACAUUGAGAAAGGAGACCGGGCCCUCCACACGGAAUAG
Messenger RNA from Neohortaea acidophila, 1215 nucleotides. Its product is annotated as general substrate transporter. Bases 1 to 1215 code for a protein of 404 amino acids. Gene Ontology annotation, biological process: transmembrane transport; carbohydrate transport. NCBI's taxonomy places the organism in Eukaryota, Fungi, Ascomycota, Dothideomycetes, Mycosphaerellales, Teratosphaeriaceae. Gene Ontology annotation, molecular function: carbohydrate:proton symporter activity. Gene Ontology annotation, cellular component: membrane. The record is from RefSeq and is a predicted model, not a curated record. The transcript is spliced from 6 exons.